AUGAAUUCCAUUCGACAAAUCGAACGCUUAAAUGAGCAGGAAAUGGAUAAACCACUAAGCAGCUCAUGGCAUCUGGAUUACAAGGAUAGUGCCUACGUUUAUAUUGGGAAUUUGGAUUAUGACUUGAACGAAGAGGAUAUACUUAACGUCUUUUCAGAGUUUGGCGAGCCUACGGACAUAAACUUGGUUCGCGAUAAAGAAACGAAGAAAUCGAAAGGAUAUUGUUUUUUAAAAUAUGCUGAUCAGCGUUCAACGAUUUUGGCAGUUGAUAACAUGACAAAUGUCAAGUUACUGGAUCGAUUAGUUCGAGUCGACCAUGUUGCUAGUUAUCGAGUUCCCAAAAAGGAAUCAGAAGAUGGAACCAUUCCUUCUGAAGCAAAUAAUCCAAAUUUAGAUGCCUUGUAUCCUCCUGCUGCCCCUCAAAUUGAUCAAGGGUUAACGGAACGGCCACCUGUUCCUGAAGAGCAUACUGAGCCGUUGGAUGAAAAGGAUUUGUUGGAUCCAAUGCACGAAUACAUCAAAAAUGAAAAGCGGAGAAAGCUAGAUGAUAAGCAUCGCUCUUCUCACACCAACAGUGAUCGUUCACGGCAUCACCGCUCGGACAGGCAUCGACAUCGCCGGCAAACUCAUCGUAGACAUCGUGAUGAGUCUUUACCUCCAAACUAA
Messenger RNA from Schizosaccharomyces osmophilus, 666 nucleotides. RefSeq names its product RNA-binding protein Cwf29 (gene cwf29). The record is from RefSeq and is a predicted model, not a curated record. Gene Ontology annotation, cellular component: catalytic step 2 spliceosome; precatalytic spliceosome; U2 snRNP. NCBI's taxonomy places the organism in Eukaryota, Fungi, Ascomycota, Schizosaccharomycetes, Schizosaccharomycetales, Schizosaccharomycetaceae. Gene Ontology annotation, biological process: mRNA splicing, via spliceosome. Gene Ontology annotation, molecular function: RNA binding. The coding region runs from base 1 to 666 and encodes 221 amino acids. The transcript is spliced from 2 exons.